GUUUUUCCAUAUGUGCCUUCUAGAUUUUUUACUGGCUUUAAUAUAAUUUCAUAAAUGGGAGCUUUUUAUUAUUUCUUGAUUCCCCUUUAUUUAUUUAUACAUAUAUAAGGAGAAAUUAUUACAGAAAAAGAAUAAAAAAUACUCUAAGGACUUUAAGUCUUCGGAGUCUCCUAAAAGUCCUUUUUUUUAAGCUGGUUUAUUACAGCUUUUUUAUUGUCCUUUUUACUCUCGUUUUUGUAAGUUUUUUUCUCGAUUAUUUUCAAGUUUUAGUUCUUUUAGUAAACACCUUUUAUUAUCAGUUUUGCACUUUUUUUUAACUUCUGUAUAUCGAUGUAGGCUCUAGGAUUAUUUUUACAAAGCAUUACUAAGACUAAGACUGAAAAUUAUCUGCUUUCCUUUGCUUUUGUGCUGUUUAGUGUCGUUAUAGAGCUUUUUAUAUCACAAAAAUCUUUAGUUUUGCCCUAUAUAUAUGGAAUAAAAAGGAGCUUUUGGACAUAAAUUGCCACUUGGGUACUUUAUUUAUAUUCUCCAUUUAAUUAUAAUGUGUCGUUUAUGUUAAUUUCGUUAAAGGCAGGUUACCAUUUUGAUGAUUUGACUAAUAGAUGGUAAGAAGGAACUGGUUUUUAUUGGAAAGAUUUGUUUGAAGAAUUUGAAGGUGAAAUUAACGGGGAAAAAUUCAAAGGUCCUAGUGUGUUUAAGAUGAUUUUUUUGCUUUAAUUUUUGAGUUUUAUUUUUUAUGUUUUUUUGGCAAUUUUUUUUGAUGAAGAUAAUUUAGGACUAUUUUUAAAAAAAGAAUCAUAAGAACUUUAAAUAUAAUAAGAAAAAAAAAAAGACAAUUAAAAUAUAUAAUAAAACAAUCAAGUUAAAGGAAUUCAAAUAAAAAAUAUAUCAAAAACCUACAUAAAUAAAAAAAAAAAAAAUACAGCAUUAAAAAAUAUAACAUUAGAAAUAUAAUAAAAUGAACUUAUGUGUAUACUAGGACAUAAUGGAGCUGGAAAAACUACAUUAAUAAACAUACUAAGUGGUUUAUAAAAAUAUACAAGUGGCAAAAUAAAUAUAUGUGGUUAUGAUAUAAAUACAUAAAUAUAAGAAAUAAGGGAAAAUUUAGGUGUUUGUCCUUAAUUUGAUGUUUUAUGGGAUUAAUUAAGUCCUUUGGAACAUUUAAUGAUUUUUGGUUUUAUUAAAAAUAUAUAGAAUUUAGAAAAUGUUGCUUGGUAAACUUUAAAGAAGGUUUCUUUAGAAAAGUAGGCUCAUGUAUAAUCUAAGACACUUUCAGGAGGUAUGAAAAGGAGAUUAUCGAUUGCUAUAUGUAGUUAAGGUUAACCUAAGGUUAUUUUCUUGGAUGAGCCAACUACUGGAAUGGAUACGAAAAUUAGAAGAGAGGUUUGGAAGUUAAUAUAGGAGAUAAAAGAAGGGAAAUCGAUAAUUUUGACCACUCAUUCGAUGGAAGAGGCUUAAGUUUUGUCUGAUAGGAUUAGUAUAUUGGUUCAAGGUGAACUAAAAUGUAUUGGUACCGGUUUAAAUUUAAGAAAUGAAUAUGGAGGAGGAUAUAAAGUACAAAUUGUUAUGAAAGACUAGAUUAUAUGCAAAAACAACAUAAAAAGUGAUACUUUAAAGACUAUUCAAACAUAAAAUAAUGAUGAUGAUGAAGAAUAAGAAAUAAAAUAUAUUUUUUGA
This is a messenger RNA of Ichthyophthirius multifiliis, 1677 nucleotides long. RefSeq lists its product as hypothetical. Gene Ontology annotation, biological process: lipid transport; transmembrane transport. The record is from RefSeq and is a predicted model, not a curated record. NCBI's taxonomy places the organism in Eukaryota, Ciliophora, Oligohymenophorea, Hymenostomatida. Gene Ontology annotation, molecular function: ABC-type transporter activity; lipid carrier activity; ATP hydrolysis activity. The transcript has 4 exons. Gene Ontology annotation, cellular component: intracellular membrane-bounded organelle; membrane.